UCCAUAAAAAGAACUUUAUUGAUUUUCUCUAAUAAAUAUCAAUUGUACUUAUCAGAAUGAAGUUUGCCUUCGAGUUACAUUUGCCGUCACAAUCAUAAAUCUGAAUAUCAAUGGUACGCAAAAUCGUCUACCGUUUGAUUUGACUUCAGCACAGAUUUCCGGCUAUUGUGCCAAAGAAGCAAAGGGUGAUGCGUUGCUUACAGCUACUUCUGUGCACAAUAAUAGAGAGAAAGUCAUGCGAUUUUAUUUUGGCACGAAAACCGUGCUUGUAAAGAAGUACGAGGAACUGCGCUGGCAGCUUCGCAAUGUGGUUUACGAGGAGAGCUACAAAGAUGAAACCGUGACGUUCAAGUCAGACAACUCGUCAAUCAUCAUAACAGCUCCAUUGGCACAGAAAUAUGUUUGCAAGGAUCGUAUCAAUAUUACUUUGCACUCACAAGGAUACAAGUGCGUUUCUAUACCAUUUGAACAACAUUAA
Cylicostephanus goldi is the source of this 478-nucleotide messenger RNA. Lineage: Eukaryota; Metazoa; Nematoda; Chromadorea; Rhabditida; Strongylidae. The record is from the annotation of a GenBank genome assembly.